Molecule: messenger RNA, 1375 nt
Organism: Brachypodium distachyon (stiff brome)
Lineage: Eukaryota; Viridiplantae; Streptophyta; Magnoliopsida; Poales; Poaceae
Product: BTB/POZ and MATH domain-containing protein 1
Exons: 2
Coding region: 133-1206 (357 amino acids)
Biological process (GO): protein ubiquitination
Molecular function (GO): protein binding
Source: RefSeq, a predicted model, not a curated record
AUUCAGAAAGUCGAAUCAAGUCCCUCUAGGUCUUACCCAUCGUGUUCGCCGCCGCCGCCGCAGCCUUUUCCGGCCAUCUUCUCAAGCUCCCGUCGCCUGCGUCGUGAUUCUUUCCCCUCCGGCUGUUCGUCGAUGCCUAACCAAAUGCUACCCACAAGGACGGUGUCGUCGUGCACUCCGCGGACGGUGCAGGGCAUCCACGUCUUCAGCAUCUCCGGGUACAGCCAGCAUAGGGGCAUCGGCUAUACUGAGUACAAUAAGUCCGGCGCCUUCUCCGUCGGGGGUCAUGAAUGGGAAAUCCGCUUCUAUCCUGACGGGCAACACAAGCAAGAUUUUAUCGCAGUCUACCUCGAGCUCCUGAGCAAGGGCGCCAAUGUGCACGCGUCCUGCGACCUUAGGCUGGUUGACCAGACGACGGGGCUGUCUUCUUCAGUGCACAAGACAGCGCCCAGGAUGUUCAACCCAAAUAAUGACCUCAGGUUUGCUCCACAAGAUGGUAACUUUAUGAGCAGGACUGAGUUCGAAGCAUCAGCCUACCUUCGGAAUGAUCACCUUGCUAUCGAAUGCGUUGUCACUGUCUUGAAGGAUGCGAUUGUGUCUCAAGUCAAACCAAGGUCCCGAAUUGAGGUGCCGCCGUCUGACAUCACGGCACAACUUGGCAAAUUGUUGGAAGCACAAGAGGAAGUGGAUGUGACAUUCAGUGUUGGAGGAGAGACUUUUGCGGCGCACAAGAUCAUCCUCGCCAUGCGAUCGCCCGUGUUCAAAGCAGAGUUCUACGGGCCGAUGAGGGAGAAUGCAGCAGCACUGAUCAUACCUAUCCAAGACAUGCAGCCUGAUGUCUUCAAGGCCAUGCUCCAUUUCAUCUAUACUGAUGCAUUGCCUGCCAUGGAUGAUCUCGAGGGAGACGAUCGUAGUGAAAUUAUAAGGCACUUACUUGUGGCUGCGGACCGAUACGCUCUCGACAGGCUGAAGCUUGUAUGUCAAAGCAUUCUUUGCGACAAUAUUGAUGUGCAGACUGUGGCAACUACAUUGGCUUUAGCUGACCAGCAUCAUUGUGACAUGCUUAAGGAUGCUUGCGUGGAAUUUAUCUCUUCCUCAGCGAUGGAUGAUAUAGUGGCAACUAAAGGGUUUGUGGAUCUCACAAGAAAUUGUCCUUCCGUCUUGAUUGAUGUAUUUGUGAGGAUGAGUAGGUCCUGCAAGUCGUAGAUAAAUAUAAGUGUGGUCGAGAAAUUGUAAGAAUAGCAUGUUAGUUUUUCAUGAUCAGCUCAUAGAAACUCAAUCUUUAUAAUGCGUGGUCAGAUUAGUCUUCAAUUUACAGACAGCUUUCUAGUUUUAUUAAUUCAUGGCCUGAACAUAUGAUUUUUCCAGGAGUUUA